Hypomesus transpacificus is the source of this 3133-nucleotide messenger RNA. RefSeq names its product WD repeat domain 3 (gene wdr3). Bases 143 to 2959 code for a protein of 938 amino acids. The transcript is spliced from 27 exons. Gene Ontology annotation, molecular function: protein binding; snoRNA binding. Gene Ontology annotation, biological process: maturation of SSU-rRNA. Lineage: Eukaryota; Metazoa; Chordata; Actinopteri; Osmeriformes; Osmeridae. The record is from RefSeq and is a predicted model, not a curated record. Gene Ontology annotation, cellular component: small-subunit processome; Pwp2p-containing subcomplex of 90S preribosome.
GAUGUUGAUCUGUGUUUGAUUACUACGGACUAACUAUGAAAUCAAGCGAAAACUCCUCAAACUGAAUGUUAAGGACCUACCGAUCUAGACAGACGCCUAUUUUCUACAGUUUUUUACCAAGCAACUCACAAGGCUCGCGGCCAUGGGAUUAACCAAGCAGUACCUGCGUUAUGCCGCGAGUGCAGUUUUCGGUGUGAUUGGCAGUCAGAAGGCCAACAUUGCCUAUGUCACGUUGCGGGGCGGCGAGAAGGGACGUUACGUUGCAGUAGGAGCCUGCGAACAUGUUUUCAUAUGGGACAUACGUAAAGGCGAGAAGAUUCUCAUUCUCAAGGGAAAUAAACAUGAAGUGACACACUUGUGUGCCUCCCCUGAUGGCAUCCACAUCGCUGUGGGUUAUGAAGACGGAGCAGUGCGAGUGUUCAGCCUGAUGGAUGGCGAGAGCAACGUCUCCUUCAGCGGACACAAGUCUGCCGUCACAGUCCUACACUACGACUCCCUGGGAGCCCGACUGGUCACCGGCUCCAGGGAUACAGAUGUGAUAGUGUGGGACGUAAUCAACGAGUGUGGUCUGUACAGGCUGAAGGGGCACAAAGAUGCCAUCACACAGGCUCUCUUCCUCCAGGACAGGAACCUUCUGGUUACCAGCUCUAAGGACAGCUUUGUGAAGUGGUGGGAUUUAGACACUCAGCACUGCUUCAAGACCAUGGUGGGCCAUCGCAGUGAGGUGUGGGGCAUGGUGCUGCUGAAUCAGCAGAGCAGGCUGUUAACGGGCUCUGCUGACAGUGAGCUGCGUGCUUGGGACAUCACCUACCUGGACGAGGGCAAGGAGACAGGCGAGCCCAAGGAGAAGAAGGGCAAAAGCCUCCUUAACGAUGAUGGUGAUGAAGAGGAGGGUCCAGACGAGGAGCUGGAGGAGAGAAUCCUGAGCUGUCAGAAAGCUGGGUCUCUCUUGAGAGAGGCAAGGGACAGGGUCGUCUCCAUGACAACAGAUGCCAAGGCCAAGAUUGUAGCGUGCCAUGGGACUGACCAAGUACUGGAGGUUUUCACGGUGCUCCCUGAAGAGGAGGUGCAGAGGAGGAUGGCCAAGAAGCUGAAGAAAGCCAAGAAGAAGGCCCAAGCUCAGCACAGUGUGGAAACGGAGGCCCCAGACGUGGUGGUGGAGAAAACGUUGGGAGACGAGAUCUUAAGACUAACUACCAUCAAAGCCUCCUCCAAAAUCAGGUGGAUGGACUGUGUUCUGUGUGCUGGAGGAGAGCUGAGGCUGGUUCUGCUGCUCCAGAACAACACCGUGGAGGCGUACAGUCUGCAGACCGGGGUCAAGAGCCCCGCCCCGGCCAAGACCGCCCGCCUCACCCUCGGGGGACACCGCACCGACGCUCGCACGCUCGCCUUCAGCUCCGACAACAUCGCCGUGCUGUCCGCCUCUGGGGAUACCGUCAAGGUCUGGAACAGGUCAACAUUGCAGGUGAUUCGUACCAUGGAAUGUGAAUAUGCCCUCUGCUCCCUCUUUGUGCCCGGAGACAGACAGAUCAUCCUGGGAACCAAGAGUGGAGGGCUUCAGAUCUUUGACCUGGCGACAGGAAGCAUUCUGGAGACGGUCGCAGCCCACAAUGGCGCCCUCUAUUCCCUCUGUCUGUCCCCAGACCAGAGGGGGAUUGUGACUGGUGCAGCCGACAAGACUGUGAAGUUCUGGGAGUUUGAGUUGAUAAAGGACGACGGUUCUGCACAAAAAAGACUGACGCUAAAUCACACACGAACCCUGCAGCUUGAAGAAGAUGUACUCUGUGUGAAAUAUUCUCCUAACCAGAGGCUGCUGGCUGUCUCCCUGCUCGACUGCACUGUUAAGAUCUUCUACACAGAUACCCUGAAGUUCUUCUUGUCCCUGUAUGGACACAAGCUGCCUGUGCUGUGUCUAGACAUAUCUCAUGAUAGCAGCUUGAUUGCCACGGGUUCUGCAGACAAGAAUGUGAAGAUCUGGGGUCUGGACUUUGGGGACUGUCAUCGAUCUCUUUUUGCUCACGAUGACAGUGUCAUGUUCCUUCAGUUUGUCCCCAAAACCCACCUGUUCUUCACGGCAGGAAAGGAUAAGAAGAUCAAGCAGUGGGACGCAGACAAGUUUCAGCUCAUCCAGACCCUGGAGGGUCACCAUCGCGAGGUGUGGUGUUUGGCCAUCAGCCCCAAUGGGGACCACCUGGUGUCCUCGUCACACGACAAGUCCCUGCGCCUCUGGGAGAGGACGAGGGAGCCCAUCAUCCUGGACGAGGAGAGGGAGAUGGAGAGAGAGGCAGAGUUCGAGCAGGAAGUGGCCAAAGGCGAGGAGACUGUGGUUCCCGGAGAGACCAAAGGAGAGGCAGCACCAGCCGGGAAGAAGACAAUCGAGACCGUCAAAGCUGCCGAGCGCAUCAUGGAGGCUCUGGAGCUCUACAGGGACGAGAACAGGAAGAUGGAGGAACACAAGUAUGCCUGUGAGUCAGCUGGCAAGCAGUUGGCUCUACCCAAACCCAAUCUUAUACUAGUUGCGCUGGGAAACAUGUCACCAUCCCGCUAUGUCCUGGACGUCAUUAGGAAGGUCCGGUCCAGUGAACUGGAGGAGUCUCUGCUGGUGCUGCCGUUCCCCUAUGUGCCAGAUCUGCUGUCCCUGUUCAACAGCUACAUCCAGGACGGGCUGGAGGUGGAGCUGGUCUGCCGCUGCCUGCUCUUCCUGGUUAGGAUCCACUUUGGCCAGAUCUCCAGUAACCAGAUGCUGUUGACAGCCAUAGACGGGCUGAGGACCAACACCAUCUCCAGAGUACGCCAGAUCCGGGAUGUUAUGGGCUUCAACAGUGCGGGUCUGCAGUUCCUCCAGAGGGAGAUUGAGAGCAAGGAGGAUGUGAUGUUCUUCGCAGACGCCACCGGUCGCCUGGGGGAGAAGAAGAGGAAGAGGAAGAAGAGGGAACGAGCCAUCCUCGCCAUUGCUUGAAUCAUGUCUCAUUAAAAUUGAUUUGAUAUAAAUCCCCCCGCCACCAACAUUCUGGGCUCACAGGAAGGAAUGACAGAUCAUUAAAUGUUUUUGUAUCUAAAGACUCGCAUAGAAUGUAAGUGUCCAAUGAAAAUCUUUACGUACCAAAUAAACUUGACUCCUGCUCGUGCUUAA